Molecule: messenger RNA, 1299 nt
Organism: Halteromyces radiatus
Lineage: Eukaryota; Fungi; Mucoromycota; Mucoromycetes; Mucorales; Cunninghamellaceae
Exons: 1
Coding region: 50-1066 (338 amino acids)
Source: RefSeq, a predicted model, not a curated record
UUCUUUUUUUCUCAUCUUUUUUUUUUUUCUUAUCACUUUUUUUUUCGUUAUGGAGUCUAUCGAUAAACGUGUAAAACACCACCAAAAAAAAUCAAUACAUUCUACUCCUAUUUCACCACCACCUUCACCACUUGACACGACUCGCGGCAAAAAUGUUACUAUUGACGAUGAAGGUUUCAUUAGUGUUACAAACGAUAAACGACGUUGGACUGACUCUAAACGAAAAACUAGUAAAACAUCUGAUGAUCCUUUUGCUGGUAUGAAAACUUGUAUCAACUAUCAACAAGAAAUUGAACGACUCAAGGCUUUAGUACCCAAAGUGGAUGUGAAAAAACGUUCUUCUCAACGACCUACAUCUAUAACAACCAUAUCACCACGUCUUAUUCCUACUUCUUCUGUCAACAUUUCUUCUUCUUCAUCACAUACCUCUUCAUCAUCAUCUGCAUCCUCUUGUGUUUCACUCUCAUCAGCAUCAUCUGCAACCAAUUCACCACCUCCUAUCAAUAAUACUCUUUCGAAUUCAUCGUCAUUAUCAGAUCAUGAUACUUAUUGGCAAUCUUCACCAUUGGAAAAAGAUUCUAAUAUCAUUGAUCGUACAACAUCUUCUCUUCAUAAACCUUCAUUGGACAAACAAUCCGUCAUCACUGAUGAAGAAAAAGCAAGAUUCUUGGAAUUUAUGCGUAAUUGGACUGGUGGUUUGAAUGGAUGGAAUGAUCAUGUUACCGAAAAGAAUGCUUUGUGGCGACAACGACGUACUACACCAUUAUCUACUAGAUCUGAACCUUCUUCACCUCGUCAUGAGUCUCUGCAUCAACCAUAUCACCCAUUUGUUUCUUAUCAUUUACAACAAUCUCAUUAUUUACCUACUAUAUCACGACAACAACAUUUGUAUCCUACUAUGCAUCAACAAUAUCAUUUAUCACAUCAACCAUCUAUGGAAUGUAUGACCCCUUCUUCUUCUGUUGGUACUAUUGGGGAUCGUCAUUAUUCUUUUCAAGGUCGGGUGGGCUCUGAUCAGGUGUUACGUUCAAGAUCCUCCAAUCCUUUUGGUGUCUCCGUCAUGUGAAUGUCACUUUUUCUAUAGUCCUCAUCCUCUUUUAUUUACUUCUCCUCCUCAAUAACUUCUUUUACUUAUUUACUAUUUAUAUAUUUCAUAUUAUCAUUUUUUUUUUUUUUUACUUUAUACAUCCUUUUACUUUUUAUUCCGAAAUGUACACACUCAUAUUUUUUUUAUUUUAUUUUUUUUUUUUGGUUAGCAAACUCUAUAUUUUUGUUUCUCAUUCCCCCUCUCUACUUCCC